This is a messenger RNA of Saccostrea cuccullata (small rock oyster), 711 nucleotides long. Its product is annotated as apolipoprotein L3-like. The record is from RefSeq and is a predicted model, not a curated record. The coding region runs from base 1 to 711 and encodes 236 amino acids. Lineage: Eukaryota; Metazoa; Mollusca; Bivalvia; Ostreida; Ostreidae. Gene Ontology annotation, cellular component: extracellular region; membrane. Gene Ontology annotation, molecular function: lipid binding. Gene Ontology annotation, biological process: lipid transport; lipoprotein metabolic process. The transcript has a single exon.
AUGUCUGACAUCUUAGUACGGAACAGACUAACACGCUUUCUCGCUUCCAGACGAGAAGUAAUUCAAAAACUGAAGGAGUUACGUGAUGAAAUUCAAGAAGAAGAGAGACGUCGUCGUAUUGGAAAUAUAGCAUAUUCCUCAACUGGGGUAAUUGCUGGAGGUUUAACAAUCGCUGGAUUAGCUCUUAUACCUUUUACAUUUGGAGCGUCGUUGGGAUUGACGAUUGCAGGAGCAGCAACUGGUGCAGCAUCGGGAAUAGCAGGCAUAAGUCAUGGCAUAGCAGCUCAUGUAAUUAUCAAGAAUAAAAGUGAGGAGGCAGAAAGACUUUUAAAAGAACACAAAAACGAAAUGGAGAGUCUUGAAAGUUUGAUAAAUCAGACUUAUUUCGUUAUAAGCACAAGCCUGCAAAGUGCCUCGUUGGUGAAAACGAUCACGAACAUGUCAAUGAAGUCGGCAACAAUGCAAGCAUUUAGAACAUCCAGGGCAGUUGAUGCGGUCGAGUCUGUGGCAACAACUGUUGCAACAACUUCCUCAAAGGUUUUUACCAUUGCGGGUGGUGUCAUUGCUGGAAUCAGUAUCGUUAUCGAAAUUGGGAGCAUUUUCAAUAACAGUAGCAACUUGGCUAAUAAUGUUCUUCACGAAAAUGUAGUAGCGCUUAACAGAGUCAUUGAGAGACUAGAAUCCGAACUUCAAAAAUGGAAUGACUUUUAA